AUGGAGGAAGCUGGAGACCCUAGUAGAAGUCGUGAAGAAUCAUCCACGCCUUUCUUGUCACAGAAUGGCGGGCUAAUUCCGCAGUUAUUUACAUCAGUGCCAUCUUUAAAUGAAGCUGCUUUUUAUCUAGCUCAAUCUACUUCAUUGUUUACCCGCUGUUUCUCUGAUUAUUCUGUGGAAUAUCCUUCUUCUGGGGAUUCUGUUACACAUGCGCAGGAGUUGGCCACGUUUUCUUCCACACAAAAUGGGGAUUCUCUGGAUAGUGAUUGCCCAUCUUCAAGUGGAAGUCAUCCUGCCACUGAUACCCCUCCUAUCCAGGCUGGAGGGGCAAGAACCUCUUCUGAAGGACCAUCUCAAGAUACUGGUGCACUUGUACAAUCAAAUAAUAGUGACCAAAGUGGACUUUCAAUGUUUCAAGGGCUUAUUGAGCGUGCACGGAGGACUGUUCGUGGAUCUGCUGAUGAUAUAGGGUGGCUGCAACGUGCUUCAGGUAUGCCUCCAGUUGAAGAUGGAACUGGAAGGUUUAUGGAAAUUCUUGAUAACAUCAGGGUCUACACAAGUUGCCAAAUUCGGUGGUUUAUUUAUUGGUUCCAGAAUUCCUCUCGAAACAUAGGAGAUUAUAUUGAUACAAGUUCCAGUCACCUUUUAGGUAGACUGAAGGUCAAGGUCUUGAACAGGCAUGCUAACUUUUGUCCAGUGUUGGGGUGUCAAAAGGCCCUGAAUGUCACAAACUAUACGUUUUUCCUGGAAUCGAUGGUUUGUGCAACUUUGCUGGUUUACUUGUCAGGUCUUUUCAGCAAUCAUGGACCGCUUUAUUUUGUUUCUACAAAAACGAGUUUCUCUAAGAUGGGUCUGACAUGUCACAUCGCCAAGAUUCAUAGUGAGGCUUCAGUUGGGAAAAAUGCCAGAGAGUUAAAAGAAUACAUUGAGGAAAUCUACUGGGGUUCACAGAAACGCGUCAUGCUUCUUGGACAUAGCAAAGGGGGAGUAGAUGCAGCGGCUGCUUUGUCGUUAUAUUGGUCAGAUUUGAAAGACAAGGUUGCCGGAUUAGCAUUAGCGCAGAGUCCAUAUGGUGGUAGUCCGAUAGCUUCAGAUAUUUUACGUGAAGGACAGCUUGGAGAUUAUGUAAAUAUACGGAGACUUAUGGAGAUUAUAAUCUGUAAAGUGAUCAAGGGUGACAUGCAAGCUUUAGAAGACUUAACUUAUGAGAGGAGGAAGGAAUUCUUGACAAAGCACCAAUUGCCAAGAGAACUUCCUGUUGUAUCUUUUCAUACAGAAGCAGGCAUUACUCCUGCUGUUCUAGCCACACUGUCUCAUGUUGCUCAUGCAGAGUUUCCCUUGAUGGCACCUCUAUCUUCAGGUGAAUCAACAAAACUCCCAGUGGUAGUGCCCCUUGGUGCUGCAAUGGCUGCGUGUGCCCAACUACUACAAAUCAGGUAUGGUGAGAAGAGCGAUGGGCUUGUCACUUGCCGUGAUGCAGAAGUCCCUGGAUCCACUGUAGUGCGACCCAAACGGAAAUUGGAUCAUGCUUGGAUGGUCUAUUCAUCCCUGAACGACGACCCUUCUGUUGGGGAUGCUUCUCAAGUGUGUGAAGCUCUGCUAACUUUGCUUGUGGAAGUUGGUCAAAGGAAGAGACAUGAAUUUGCAAUGAAAGAUGAAUGA
Messenger RNA from Dovyalis caffra, 1662 nucleotides. The record is from the annotation of a GenBank genome assembly. Lineage: Eukaryota; Viridiplantae; Streptophyta; Magnoliopsida; Malpighiales; Salicaceae.